This is a messenger RNA of Triplophysa dalaica, 1853 nucleotides long. It is a transcript of the gene mstna, whose product is annotated as myostatin a. Bases 212 to 1324 code for a protein of 370 amino acids. Gene Ontology annotation, cellular component: extracellular region. The transcript has 3 exons. Gene Ontology annotation, molecular function: growth factor activity; cytokine activity. The record is from RefSeq and is a predicted model, not a curated record. Lineage: Eukaryota; Metazoa; Chordata; Actinopteri; Cypriniformes; Nemacheilidae. Gene Ontology annotation, biological process: SMAD protein signal transduction.
UUUAUCAUAAAACAUCUUAUACAACAAAAUAUGACGGUUCCUUAAAACGCACUGCUUUCAAAACUCAACAAAGCUCCAGAAUCUCUCUGUCCUUUUUGGAUUUACACAGCUGACCAAUCAUAAGAUAUCCAACAGCAGGGAAUCUGAAGUAUAAAACGGCCUGGGACUCUGAACAUCUGUCCAGUGCUGUUGGGUUUUCAUCCGUACCCAAAUGCCCGAACCUCUCCAAACCAUGUUGAUCCUUAUCUAUCUGAGUCUCUGGAGCGCGCUGGGGUCGCAUGGUCAGAGCACGAUCAGCACGACGUCUCAAACCUUCGUGACAUCUGGAGAGGACAACGGGCAGUGCACGACCUGUCAGUUCAGACAGCAGAGUAAGCUCAUGCGUCUGCACUCCAUAAAGUCUCAAAUUUUGAGCAUCCUGCGUCUGGAACAAGCUCCAAACAUCAGCAGAGACACAGUCAAGCUGCUCCUGCCCAAAGCACCACCGCUUCAGGAGCUCCUGGACCAGUAUGACCAAAACGGUGGAGUAAGUGAAGAUGAAGAACAGGGCAGCAGCGAGACCAUCAUCACGAUGGCCACGGAACCUCAAGCUAUCACCCAAGGGGAGGGGAUGCCGAAAUGUUGCAUGUUCUCGCUGAGCCCCAAGAUUUUACCCGACAGCAUUCUGAAGGCCCAGCUCUGGAUCUACCUGAGACCAGCUGAGGAACCGACAACAGUUUUCAUCCAGAUAUCACGCCUGAAGGUGCCUUCAGAGGGGAACGGUCGCUCAAGAGUACGCUCCCAAAAAAUAGACGUCAAUGCUCAGACAAACUCCUGGCAACAUAUUGAUAUGAAGCAGCUGUUACAGUCAUGGCUGAAACAACCAGAGAUUAACUUCGGGGUUGAAAUUAAAGCCUUUGACGCGAAUGGAAACGACCUGGCUGUAACUUCUGCGGAAUCGGGAGAAGAAGGACUGCAACCCUUCCUUGAGGUCAAAAUAUCGGACACCCCCAAACGCUCCAGGCGCGACACCGGCCUCGACUGCGACGAGCAUUCCACCGAGUCCCGCUGCUGCCGGUAUCCGCUCACCGUGGACUUUGAGGAUUUCGGUUGGGACUGGAUAAUCGCCCCCAAGCGCUACAAGGCCAACUACUGCUCCGGAGAGUGCGUUCAGAAGUACCCCCACAGUCACAUCGUGAACAAGGCCAAUCCGCGGGGCAGUGCGGGACCGUGCUGCACUCCCACCAAGAUGUCGCCGAUUAACAUGCUGUACUUCAACGACCGCGAGCAAAUUAUCUACGGAAAAAUCCCCUCGAUGGUCGUGGACCUCUGCGGUUGCUCCUGAACCUUCAUCCGUGGGUUCUGGAGUCGCCGUAACACCAAGCCCAAAUCGCUCUGUAACGGAGGGAAGUGAAAACCACCUUUGCCUACAUAACCUUUGCUUAAAUAGUUCCAUGCAAAACCAUUUCGACCCAUAAAAACAACUUAGCCAUUUUGUUAGUUUGUUCACAUCAACUGUUGCACACAAAACGACAGGUUUCUUGGUUUGUGAAGGUUUACAUGCUUCCUCUGUCAAUGUAUUUGAGCACAGAGAUGAUACAAUGGGCUUUACCAGGGUGAUACCGUGAUAUAACAAUGUACAAAUUACUUGAAAAGGGACUGUACAGUUGAUUAUUUAUAUAAACUUAUCCCCCAGUGACCAAGAAACGGACUCAACAUGACGUCCAAACAACACUAUCCCAGAUGAUUCAAUACAUUCCUUCUGUUUCUCCAUGUCAGCACGACAAUGGAUGGCUAAUGCACGAUUUACUUCUUCAUGAGUUUAGGUUAAAAUCGACACAUUUCAAUAUCAUCUGUAUGCAGUUCAAUUAAAU